AUAAACAAGAUACAAUAGGAAUCAAGAACCAACGGUAAACCUAAUAAUAGCUUAAGGCACCUAGCUAGCUUUAGAAGCGAGUAAUGCAAUGUGUAAGCACGCGGGUAGUUUGUGUGUCAUAGAGCAUGAGUCCAAUAGCAUAGUCUAAAGCCAUAAAUAUUUGCAGGCACGUGUCAUGAUGAGAGACUUCAACGUGAACCCCAAUCUAGAGUUCAAGUAACCAGAACACGGAGGGAUGUUGGAGUCAUGAGUCCAAUGCAGCCAAGACUCUGAUGCUUUGGCUGCAGGUUCAAUGAAUCUAAUGAAUGACGUCGUAGCAUAGUACUUGGGAUGUUAUGACUGAUGCCCGACACGACAGUUAUAAUGGUUGGACUAUGGGUUGUUUGCCUUUUGUUAGACUUAGUUUAUGGCUCGUGUUGCCUGUGACACUUGUAUUUAUGAGCCAGUCUUUUGGUAUGUAUUUAAUAACUAUGUAAAAGUCUUAAACAGAUAGACAGUAAUGGCUCUUUUUGUUGUAAUUAACUGUUAUUUAUAGAUGCACCUUCCUCUAUAUUGAUAAUGUUAUUAUGUGUUAUCCGCUGCGUAGAUGGAACUCUGAUUAUUAGGUACAUGUUAUGGAAUGUGUGCUGUAUGUUGGCUGAACGACAUGUAGUCGUGCCACUGUGAUGACUCAUUAUAUGUUUAAAAAAAAAAAAAAAAAAAUGGGUCGUCAUACUGGUGCCAUGGAAGAGGAGAACUCUUACUUGUCUAUGAGUUCAUGCCCAAUGGAAGUUUAGAUUCACAUCUUUUUACACAAGAUAGCUUAUUGAUCUGGGCAAUGAGGUACAAAGUUGCUCAAGGACUGGCGUUAGCGUUGCUCUACUUGCAUGAAGAAUGGGAGCAAUGCGUUGUGCAUAGGGAUAUAAAAUCAAGCAACAUUAUGCUUGAUUCAGAUUUUUAACGCUAAACUUGGAGAUUUUGGGCUAGCUAGGCUUGUGGAUCACUUGAAAGGGUCACAAACCACUGUUUUGGCAGGCACCAUGGGCUACAUGGCUCAUGAAUGUGUCACAACCGGGAAGGCUAGUAAGGAGUCAGAUGUCUAUAGUUUUGGAAUUGUCGCUUUGGAAAUUGCUUGUGGAAGAAAACCAAUCAAUCCCAAAGCCCCUGAAGAUCAAGUAGUCAUGGUGGAUUGGGUUUGGGAACUUUAUGGAAUAGGAAAGGUACUUGAAGCAGCUGAUCCAAGGCUAGGGGGAGAUUUUGAUGAGAAACAAAUGGAGCGUUUGAUGAUUGUUUGGCUUUGGUGUGCUCAUCCGAAUCGAAACCUUAGGCCUUCAAUAAGGCAAACAAUUCAUGUACUCAAUUUUGAGGCUCCAUUGCCUCUUCUUCCUUCAAACAUACCAGGGCUACCACGUCUUGCUUCUGCAAUGAAUAGACUUGCAAUGUCACUUUCUAUGUCUAGUGGUUCUAAUGAUUAUGAUGGAGGACAGAAUCAAAAUUCAAGCAAUAGUUACACCAAUUCCUCUUUGUUCACCUCAUCCUCUACAACUUCUCAAUCCACGUCACUUCUACAUACGCGCUAAAUUGGUCAGAGGUACACUUAACUUGGGAUUUUUAUUGUGUUGAUUAGGUGUUCAAUUUUUUUCGUAUUUCUUUGUGUUUCAUUUCUCAUUGUAGUUUAAGUAAUGCCCAAAAUGUUUUAGGGUGUAAAUGGUAUACAUAUGUAUGUGUUUUCUACCUUAAAUAUGAACUUCGUACAAAACUUGUAGACAAC
Alnus glutinosa is the source of this 1750-nucleotide messenger RNA. Its product is annotated as L-type lectin-domain containing receptor kinase IX.1-like. The record is from RefSeq and is a predicted model, not a curated record. Gene Ontology annotation, molecular function: protein kinase activity. NCBI's taxonomy places the organism in Eukaryota, Viridiplantae, Streptophyta, Magnoliopsida, Fagales, Betulaceae. The transcript has 2 exons. Gene Ontology annotation, cellular component: plasma membrane. Gene Ontology annotation, biological process: protein phosphorylation. Bases 1020 to 1559 code for a protein of 179 amino acids.